AUGGAUGAUCCUUCCAGCCAGCUUCGAUCUUACCCACUGGAUUAUCAGGUUUCUCGACUGAAUUCCCAGUUCUUUGAGCUACAUCUCUUACGUUUUGUAUCUUACCUAGAGGCAUUGCAGCGUGAUGUCUACAUGAAAAAAAAUUAUGUAGGCUUUAUUGAAUUCCCACAUUACAUCAUGUACAUACUUCUUAAUGCUGAGAGAGUAAUUAUAUUCUUUCUAGGGUACUUCAUGGAUCAUGCAGUGGAACUAAAGGAUAUGCCCGUCAGAACAGUGUGCUGCAGUACAUGUUACAGAGCAGAAACGGAUACAGGCAGGGAGACGUGGGGACUAUACAGAGUUCACCAUUUUACAAAGGUUGAAAUGUUUGGUCUCACAGCAGAUGAAACCGGCAAAGAAAGUGAUGAGCUGUUGAUGGAGUUUCUUUCUAUACAGAAAGAAAUCUUCUCUGAGCUUGGACUUCAUUAUGUGGUUUUGGAUAUGCCAACUCAAGAACUUGGACUUCCAGCAUAUAGGAAAUUUGACAUUGAGGCCUGGAUGCCCGGAAGAAACAAAUAUGGCGAGAUUUCAAGCACAUCAAACUGUACAGACUACCAAAGCAGAAGGUUAAACAUCAUGUAUUACAAUGCAUCAGGUGAACUGAAGUAUGCACACACGAUCAAUGGAACAGCAUGUGCUAUUCCUCGUACCCUGAUUGCCAUAUUGGAAUCUAACCAGUUAAAGGUCAGUAAAAUUUAA
Protopterus annectens (West African lungfish) is the source of this 738-nucleotide messenger RNA. RefSeq names its product seryl-tRNA synthetase 2, mitochondrial (gene SARS2). The transcript has 8 exons. NCBI's taxonomy places the organism in Eukaryota, Metazoa, Chordata, Ceratodontiformes, Protopteridae. Gene Ontology annotation, biological process: mitochondrial seryl-tRNA aminoacylation. Bases 1 to 738 code for a protein of 245 amino acids. Gene Ontology annotation, cellular component: mitochondrion. The record is from RefSeq and is a predicted model, not a curated record. Gene Ontology annotation, molecular function: serine-tRNA ligase activity; tRNA binding; ATP binding.